Radiomyces spectabilis is the source of this 462-nucleotide messenger RNA. RefSeq lists its product as uncharacterized. The record is from RefSeq and is a predicted model, not a curated record. The transcript has 2 exons. The coding region runs from base 1 to 462 and encodes 153 amino acids. NCBI's taxonomy places the organism in Eukaryota, Fungi, Mucoromycota, Mucoromycetes, Mucorales, Radiomycetaceae.
AUGCCAGUGGAGGAAGAUUUUGGCGAAACCAAACUUUGCUCGCGGUCCGUUGAACCAUUCCUUUCUUGGCUUUUCGACGACCCCGACAAAGAAACAUAUCUACGCUGGACAAACGAGUCUACAUUGGAAGCCAAGUCCAUGCGCGACUCCACCGGUAGGCCUGACGUUCUGCAAUACGAAAUCCUGCGGCGAUAUGGCGAGGCAAAAUCUUCUGCACGAGAUCAAGACGAUUACUUGAUUUGCAAGGACCUGUUGAAAGUGGCCGUAUUCUGCAAUGAGACGCUUGACUUUCAUUUGAUGGAAGGCAUGCUAGGUUUGCAGAUCUUUGGCAGAACGAUCAAGUUUUACCUCGUAGUCGUACCUGCCAAUGGGCUGUAUGGAAUGAUCGAGUUGACGGAAAUCAAAAUUCCGGACUCGCUGGGAAAUCUGCCAAGCCUGAUCACUAAAUCGCCCAAACUAUGA